AUGGCAAUAACUAGAUCGACGAGUCUUUUGACCACAGCGAAAAGUAUAUCAAAUGCAUCGAACAGUCUCAAGAUAGAAGUUAAAAAGGUUACGAAGACGACGAAAAAGCCAAAAAACAUAUCUCCAAAGAAACCCAAAGUUCAUCUUGAAGACAUUUUGGGUCACAUAAAAGUGCCUAAAGAUUCUAGCCUUCCACAGGAAUUUGUUCAGUUUCAUCGACCAGAGUUUAUUAAAGGAGUAAAGUAUAUUCUUGAAAAAGAUCCAUCAUUAUAUCCAGUGAUAGUGCAUAGAAAUUUUGUUCAAUUUAAAGAGGAGAGCUCCCGUUUCCCUAAAGAAUCUGAGUCAGAAACAAUAUUAAAGUACUGGUAUGCGUUGGUUUCUUCUGUUAUCAGUCAGCAGAUCAGUGGAUCAGCCGCAAAGUCCAUUGAACAAAAAUUCAGAAACUUAUUUGAGAGUGGAAAAGUUAAUCCAAAAGAGACAUUGAAGAAGUCUGCUGAGGAUUUAAGAAGUGCUGGGUUAUCAAACCAAAAAGCUAAAUAUAUUUUUCAUAUCAGUGAAGUGUUUUGUGAUCCUAACUCUAGAUUAUCAAAACCGAGUUUCUAUAAUGAGAGCCUGUUAGAUGAGGUAAUUAAGGAGUUGAUGCUUCUUAAAGGGAUUGGUGAAUGGUCUGCAAAGAUGUUUGCAAUUUUCACUUUAAAUGAGAUGGAUGUGUUUGCUCACGAUGACUUAGGAGUCGCCAGAGGAAUGUCGCGAUAUAUAUUAAGAAGGAAAGAUGUAUUGGAAAGCGCAAAGAUAGAAUUGAACAAAAUUGACGAAAUUAAAAUUUUAUUAAAAAAGAAAUCUAAAUUUGACAACACUAAAGGUAAUAAAAGAGACUGGGUACCUCUUCAUGAUGAAUAUGUGAAAUACAUUGGAUCUAAAUUCAGUCCUUAUCAAACUGUAUUAAUGUUGAUCAUGUGGAGGCUAUCACUGACUAAUGUUGAAGUUUUAGAGAACUCGGGAACAACAAGAAAUAUUAAUAAUGGCGACCAAAAUUAG
Molecule: messenger RNA, 1038 nt
Organism: Priceomyces carsonii
Lineage: Eukaryota; Fungi; Ascomycota; Pichiomycetes; Serinales; Debaryomycetaceae
Product: DNA-3-methyladenine glycosylase II
Exons: 1
Coding region: 1-1038 (345 amino acids)
Biological process (GO): base-excision repair, AP site formation; base-excision repair; DNA alkylation repair
Cellular component (GO): nucleus; protein-DNA complex
Molecular function (GO): DNA-3-methyladenine glycosylase activity; DNA-7-methylguanine glycosylase activity; alkylated DNA binding
Source: RefSeq, a predicted model, not a curated record